This is a messenger RNA of Rhipicephalus sanguineus (brown dog tick), 578 nucleotides long. It is a transcript of the gene RpLP0-like, whose product is annotated as mRNA turnover protein 4 homolog. NCBI's taxonomy places the organism in Eukaryota, Metazoa, Arthropoda, Arachnida, Ixodida, Ixodidae. Gene Ontology annotation, molecular function: RNA binding. Gene Ontology annotation, biological process: ribosomal large subunit biogenesis; nuclear-transcribed mRNA catabolic process; rRNA processing. The record is from RefSeq and is a predicted model, not a curated record. Gene Ontology annotation, cellular component: nucleolus; preribosome, large subunit precursor.
GUGGUUCAAUGAGUACUCUGACCCAGACUAUGCACGAGCAGGCUUCCGGGCAACACAGCAGGUCUUCCUGGACCAAGGUCCUCUACCUCAGUUCCAGCACUCUUUGGAACCUCACCUAAGGCGGUUGGGCCUGCCCACUAGCCUCCAAAAGGGUGUGGUGACAUUGGUGAAGGACCACGAGGUGUGCAAGGAAGGCGAGGUGCUGAAGCCAGAACAGGCAAGCAUACUGAAACUGUUGGGCAUCAAGAUGGCCACCUUCAAGAUCACCAUGGAGUUCCUAUGGAAUUCAGAUGGAACCUGUGAGGUGCUGUGCGAGAGUACCAACGAGUUUGGCAAGAAGAACAAGUCAGUACGAGGUAAGAAGCGACAAAAGCUUGCAGCAGAGGAUGACGAAGGCGAAGAAGACGAUGACGCUGACAACGGCAGUGAAGAAGAAGAGGAAGAGUUGGACAGUGCUGGUGAAGAGAGCGACGAAAGUGAUGUUUCCUUGAACGGUGCGGAAGAUGCGGUCAAGCAAAGGCCUAAGAAGGUUGCAGUUCGGUCAAAGAGGAAGAAAUAAAGUAAAGUUUUAGAAGUCA